AUCUGGUAUCAUUUUUCUUUCGAACAUGUAUUUUGGUGUGAAAAAACUAGGCGCAGAAGUCAGGAAGUGGCGCACAACGCAGAAUACAUCAAGGAAAAUUGUAUUAGGCUUUUCAAUUUAAAUAGACAUAACGUGGCACUGAUCAUGAGCGACAAUACAUCAAUGAUUCAGGAUAUCUUGGAUAGCUUAGAUGAUUUGAGGUUAUCAGGCAAUAUCAAGGAUGAAGUCUCUUUGUGUGCGGUUGUAAAGAAUGGUGCUUCGUCACCAAAGUACAUCCAACUUGUUGCUACUGCUGCAAACGAACUUGCUCUGCUGCUUCAAUUAGAAGAGAGAAUAACUCCAGAUUCCUCAAACUCGGAGAAUUUUUUAUUUGAAGUCAGCAGUUUGUUGAGUGAACUGGGAUGUCCAUAUUCUUUUCUCACUCAAGGAGACUUGAAAUCAAGGUUAAAAACUGAUCAUCAUUGUUUAACUUUACUGUUAUUUCUUUUAUCUGAACUUCAAGCCGCAAAAAUGGAUAUUUUCAAUAGUCCAUCUAUCACAAGCAAUGCUCAUACAGGCAGCGAAGAAUUCAAGCAAUUGAAAAAUUUAUGCCUUGCCCUUGAUAUGAAGAAACCUCCCGAUAAUAUUGAUAUUGCAAGAUUCAUGCAAGGAAUUGAUAAUAAGUUGAAAGAACAGAUAUCUUUAUGCCCACAAGACCACCUUUCGACGCCAAUCAUUAAAAAGAAGCUUGGUCCUAUUCACUGGGAAAAAUUAGAAAUUUUGAAGAUAGCUUUACAAAAAGAAUAUGAAACAAGGAGAUCAAUGUUGUUAAAACGAUUAGAUGUCACCAUUAAUUCUUUCAACUGGUCUGAAAGAGCCAAGUCCAAUCUCGACAACGUUGCUAAAGCUUAUCAAGAAAAAAGAUUCCAAUUGAAAGCAGAGAGUAACAUAGCAGUUGCAAAUUUAUUAGCUGCUAGAGAUGACAUAUCAAUCAUAAGCAAGACCGUUUCUGGAACAGCUCGGCAAAAAUGUGCUAUCAAUAAAGUUACAAUGGGACAUGUUCCCGAUCGUGGUGGCAGAACUGAUGAAAUCAGUGCACCUUUGCCUGAAAUGCCAUCUUGGCAGAAAAGAAAAGAUGGUGGACAAAGUCAUCAGGGAGAUCAAAGGCGAGGGGGUCGGGGCGGACGUGGACGUGGGAAUUUUACUGAGCAGAGACCUUCAAGUGGAAACCAAGGGGGAUUUCGCGGCGGUAGAGGUGGACACAGAGGGGGCGGCGGUGAUAGGCCAUCAACUGGUGGGGCCAGAAGAGGAGGAAAUUGGGGCCGGGGAAGAAACUAUCAACAAUCUGGAUCAUUUGAGCAAAUGUUUUCUCACGGCGGCCAAAAUGUUACGCAAGGGGGUUUUGCCUCUGGUAGACAAGAUUAUCGAAGCUGAAUCUAAUUGACCUGAUAAUAUUAAAUGUUUGGAAGAUCCACAUUGAUUGUUCGAAAUCACCUGAUCCGAUUUCUGUUGCUUUAUGAACGAAGUAUGGUGUCAUUACAGUAUCAGUUAUAACAUAGUGUGUAAUAGUACCCAAUUAGAUGCAAAGAGUAGAUCCAACCAUGACAACCAACGACUGAUUGAUCGAUUUAUAUGGAUUUUCUGGAAUACUUGCCAAAUUUACAGUAAAUUUGAGAUGUCUUGCUUAUCUUCCUGUAUCCCACGUUCGUGUCUUUCAUGCCACUUGUCCCACAUUAGUAUAUGGUGUUGGACACAGGAGAUAGAUAAAUGAUACAAGCGUGACAAGUGAUACAAAUGCGGGCGAAGAACAAGAAAAUGUGGUACGAGUGGGAAAAUCGGUACAAGUGAGGGGCAGGACAUCUCUCAUCUUCUAUUAUCAUAACAGGAAGCAGUGCUAUUGCCAAUAUCAAUUUUUAAUACCUAUCCAAUCUUCCGUCAUUUACAAUUUCUUAUUUUGCUUUUUUUUCAACAAAGUAGCAGUUGGCUUAUCAUCAUCGCAAAGUUCAAACUGGUUCUCGACGCUGAUGGUGUUGAUCUGUAUCUGUGCCUUUCACUUAUCACGGACCAUUACUCGUUUUGCCACAACAUUUCAAAACAACUUCUUAUUUAAAUUGUAUUUAUUACGAAUCAUUAUUUAAAUAGAAUAAGUUUAGAUGGCAA
Styela clava is the source of this 2139-nucleotide messenger RNA. Its product is annotated as protein FAM98A-like. Gene Ontology annotation, cellular component: tRNA-splicing ligase complex. The record is from RefSeq and is a predicted model, not a curated record. NCBI's taxonomy places the organism in Eukaryota, Metazoa, Chordata, Ascidiacea, Stolidobranchia, Styelidae.